AUGUUAGAACAAUUUCCAAAUGAACUAUUACUAUAUCUCUUUGAUUAUCUAUCACCAUCUGACAUAUUUUAUUCAUUUUCAAAUUUAAAUUUAAGACUAAAUAGUUUAAUAUCAUGUUUUGAUUUAACUCAAAUGUCACGUAAAUCAUUAUCAUUAUGGACACAAUCAAUUUUACCUAAAUAUCAUAUAACAUCAUUGAUACUUUCUAAUAAACAUCUUGAUCUUAUAUUAGAAUUAUUUCAUGAAGAUCAAUUACAUUCUUUAAUAUUUACGGAUUUAAAUUUUUUUCAAUCAUCAAAAUUAAUAUAUUUUAAACAAUUAUCCUAUUUAUCAAUACAAUCCAUGGUAGCAAAUUAUUCUGAUAAUAUGUUUAAAACAUUAUUAUCUUUACCAAAAUUAGAUCAAUGUUAUUUAUCAACAACAUUUGAAUUAAAUUUUUCUAUUAAUGAACUAUUACCAAUUAGUAAUAUUCGUUAUUUAACAGUAUGUCUCGUUGAUUUAAAUUGUUUAUCAAAAUUAUUUUUAUCUAUACCUCAUAUAAAAUAUUUAAAUGUAACUAUAACAUCCGGUUAUAAAUGGCAUACAUCAUCAUUAAUAGUUCCUUCAAAUUUAAAAUAUUUAAAAUUAAUUUUAAAUGAUACAAUAUCAUUUGAUCCUAUAGAAUCUUUAAUAAAAAUGUUUCAAAAACUUAUUUUUUUAUCUUAUUCAUCAGAAAAUUGUCGUCAAAAUGAGUCUCAUAUAAAUAAUGAAAAAUGGCAAAAUAUUCUUAAAUCUUUACCAAUUUUAAAACAAUUUCAAUUCUAUUGUGAAUUAUCAGAUCGUUUUGAUAUUGUUGAUGCUAAUAGAAUACUUUCAUCAUUUCAAAUAGAUUAUUUUAUUAAAAAUAAAAUUUAUUUUGCUGUAUUAAUGGAUAAUACAUCACAUUUUAUUCUACAUACUAUACCAUAUCCUAAUAAAAAAGCAUCAAUACGUUGGAAUAGUUUCAAAGUACAAUUAACUUCAUUAAAUCGUGUACGAAAUGUCUAUGAUUAUGUUCGUUUUCUUAAAAUAACUGUUAGUGGUAAAACAAUACCUCAAAUUGUAUUACCUCAAAAAUAUCCAAAUGUCGAUUCAUUAGAAUUAAAUGUAACACCGAUACCUGUUAAUAUAUUAGUAGCAUUUUUACAAUAUUUAAGUACAAUAAUAUCUUAUUCAAAAUUAAAACAUCUUUAUCUUCGUACAAAAUAUUUUUCCAGUUCAAUUUUUCAUGAAAUGUUUUCACAAUGUCAACAACUUAAAACAUUCAAUUUAGCUUUUAAUGAUGUAAAAAAUAAAUUAUUUUCAUCAGAUUUAAAUAUGAGAACAGUUGAAACACUCAUUUUACGCUAUUAUUUAUCGUUAACUAAUGACAAAAUUUAUGAUUUAUCAUCAAUAUUUCCUAAUGUAAAAUUUUUAUCAAUUGAACUAGAACAAAUAUCACUUUUUAUGACUACAUUUGAUUUAUUAUUUGAAAAAUUGAAAAAUUUAGUCCAAUUUAAUUUAAUUUUAUACGGUGAACAACAGUCACAAUCGGCAGAAUGGUUACAAACAAUACCAAUGUUUCAAAAAUAUUAUAUCACAACAAAUCGAGGACGACUAUCUGUUUGGGUUUAA
Molecule: messenger RNA, 1632 nt
Organism: Didymodactylos carnosus
Lineage: Eukaryota; Metazoa; Rotifera; Eurotatoria; Philodinida; Philodinidae
Source: the annotation of a GenBank genome assembly